AUGGCUUCUUCCGUUCGACUAGGUCAAACCCUUCGAGGCCAACAUGGCUUAUACACCAUCUGCAAACAACUCCAGGAAACCGUGUGGCUUGCUAAGCAUGAACCAAAUAUUCUGACGAAGAAAGUCGGUCCACAACUCAGCUUAAGCAAGGGUGGGCAAGAGCAAUCGGUAAUCAUCAAAAGCGUCAACCACUUUCGUCUCCAAAAUGAACGAGAUGUAUUAAAGCGCUUUCAAAACCGUACCCCUUUUCUACGACCCUUAAUCAACGAAAUUGCUGAGCCGUCAGACCCACCAGCCAUAGUGUUGAAGCAUCUAAACGACCACCUUCUUAAUGCCUCUGCGUCCCAGAGGCUUACUAACAAGGAAAUAAAACUAGUCGCAAGAAGUGUUCUAGUGGCUUUACAGGCUCUACAUGAGCACAACUUCGUUCAUACAGAUAUAGAGCCUGAUAAUAUCCUCGUGAACUAUGGCCGGGGAACCACACAAUUCAAAAGUGUGCAACUAGCAGACUGCGGAAGCACUGUGCCUGCAGAUUCAGCAUAUGCUAAGGAUGGCGACUUGAUUGGAGCACCUAUAUGGAGGAGCCCUGAAGCACAUCUCAGGCUUAGCUGGGGCACGGCAACAGAUAUAUGGUCUUUUGGCGCAAUGCUCAUAUCGUUACUUUACGGGGAUAACUUCUUCCUCUUCAGGCCUAAUGUCCCUGCAGAUGACGAUGAGUAUGAAUUUAAGAUACUACAAAAACAAUGCCAGUUCUUUGGGCCCUUCCCUCCGGCAUAUCGGGAGCUCUGCGACCAGGAUACUUUAAAUCUGCUGAUUCAGGUUAUGAAAAGUAUCGCACCCGAAAUGAAAAAGCCAUUUACCAGAAUUUCGGAGAAGGAGCUCGCUAAGGAGGACAAGGAAUUUAUUCUGCGAAUUAUGAAGCUUGAUCCUAGGGAGAGGCCUUCUGCGGCGGAGCUUCUGCAAGAUAAAUGGUUUGACAUAGAGUAA
Aspergillus pseudonomiae is the source of this 987-nucleotide messenger RNA. Its product is annotated as putative serine/threonine protein kinase. The record is from RefSeq and is a predicted model, not a curated record. Bases 1 to 987 code for a protein of 328 amino acids. Gene Ontology annotation, molecular function: protein kinase activity; ATP binding. NCBI's taxonomy places the organism in Eukaryota, Fungi, Ascomycota, Eurotiomycetes, Eurotiales, Aspergillaceae. The transcript is spliced from 3 exons. Gene Ontology annotation, biological process: protein phosphorylation.